Molecule: messenger RNA, 4883 nt
Organism: Astyanax mexicanus (Mexican tetra)
Lineage: Eukaryota; Metazoa; Chordata; Actinopteri; Characiformes; Acestrorhamphidae
Gene: emilin1a
Product: elastin microfibril interfacer 1a
Exons: 8
Coding region: 392-3544 (1050 amino acids)
Molecular function (GO): protein binding
Source: RefSeq, a predicted model, not a curated record
UUUCUCUUAGCACUUCACUAAACACUGAGCUCCAGCGCAGCAGAACUGUUGAACUCGGUUCGUAAGUCUGGAGACACGUGGGAAGUUGAGCAGUGCUGCAGUGUGAGGAGGAGCUGCUGAGAUGUGUUCACACUGAUAGUGGAGUGAUGGAGAGAGAGAUGAGGACUGAGAGAAUCAUCACUGACAGUAAAGUGCAGCAGGGGGAGGCAGGAGUGAAGCAGGGCGCUGGGGCAGAGCUUCUGGAGCUGUGGGCUGCUGAUCUAACUCACUGCUGGAGUUAAAACACACAGAGACUCAGAGAGACUCAUCACACUAACAGAGGAUUUACACACACUCACAGUUCUCCUGUGUUCCACCGCUGUGUUCAGGAGUUCUUCACUGACUGUGAGUCAUGGCUCAGAGUUUACUGCACUGUCUUGUGGGUUUGGCGGUUUUUGGACACUUGUGGGGAGCUGGAGCAACGAGAUACUCUCACCAUGCGGAGCAAACGGAGCCUGUGGCUGUGUCCCCCAGUACAGCUAGAGUAGCCAGCAGACACAGGAAUUGGUGUGCCUAUGUAGUGACAAAAACUGUAAGCUGUGUUAUGGAGGACGGAGUGGAAACGUAUGUGAAACCAGAUUACCAGCGCUGUGCUUGGGGCCAGUGUUCUCGGGUGGUUGCGUAUCGGACGUACAGAAGACCCAGAUAUAAGGUUGCCUAUAAAAUGGUGACAGAGAUGGAGUGGAAGUGCUGUCAUGGGUACUCAGGUGGAGACUGUAGUGAUGGCCCCAGUGGUGGCUCAGACUCAAAGGUCAUCACUGGCAGACCUUCUACAUCACAGACUGGAUCCAGUACCAAGAAUGAACAGAAUGGCGGAGAAGGAAGAGGGGACAGUGAAAAGAUCAGACAGCUUGAGGAGAAGAUCCAGAGUCUGACCAAGGAACUUCAUGACAUGCAGUCCGCAAUUCAUGGAAUGAAUCAGAAAAUACAUGAGGGGUCUCGUCAUGGAGGCAGCAGUGGCGGUCACAGUCCUGCUGAUGCAGCCCAGCCAGAGAUGAGGGAAACCAUCAACAGCAUCCAAAGCAAGCUGGAUCUACUGGACAACAUGACACGAGUACAUGACAGGACUCUAAUCAGCAUCAACAACCAUCUUGUUGGUGGUGAUGGUGCGGGCAACACACUGGACAGGGGAGGUCGCUACAACACUCUAAAGGAAGAGAUUCUACGGGAGCUUGAAUAUCGUGUCACGCUGUCCUGCUCUGCCUGCCAGAGUGGAGUGGAGGACGUCCACCGUCGGCAGCAGGAGAACCGGGACCAGAUCCAGGCUCUGGAGAAGUACACGGAGCAGCAGCACAAAAACACAGUGGAGGUACUGCAAAGGGAGCUCUCCCGGGUACAAGGCUGCUGUAGCUCUUUUGCAGAUCUUGAGAGGAGAGUCAGUGCCAUCGAGAGAAAGGUCAGCACUACUGCAGAGUCAUACGACCUCCUGCAGAGUCGGUUUGAAAAGGAGCUGAAAGGAACCGGUGGGAAUGGAGGCAGGGGAAAAGUAUCAGAGGACAAACUGAACAGCCGGCUGAGAGAACUAGAGCGGAGGCUCAAUGGGACCAUGCGGAAAGCUGAACAGAAAUGCUUACAUACUGAGAGCAGCAUGAAGGAGCAACUGCAAAGAGAAAUCACCCAGAUACGCAACACUGUAAGUGGCCAAAAUGAUCAUUAUCAUUUUAAAAUUUCCAACAUUGAGCUGGACAUCAGGGAGCUGAAGGAUUCUGUUGUCGACCACAACAGACGCAUAACCGAGCUGGAAAACAACACAUCUGUCCUCAACAGCAAGCUGAAGUCAGCAGUGGCUUUGUGUGCAGAGACAUGCGCUGCAAAAGAAAAACAGAGUAAAACUGAGGAAUCUGUCAAAACCCUGGAGUGGAAAGUCAUUGCCAAUGAGGAAAACAUCCAGAAGUUUGACACCAAGUUGAAGGAUCUUUCUGUGUCUGGUGACUCCCUGAUGGACCACGUUUCAGACCUCAGUCGUGAUAUUCAGAAAGUCAAGGAUUUGAUGGGUGAGAAUGGUGAGAUUUUCAACCAGAUUGUCACUGAUGUGGAGAUGUUAGGGAAUGACUGUGAUGUCUGCAGUUCUGUUUACAGUUCCUUGCAAAAUGAGCUUCACAAAUUCAGAAACUCAACUACAGAUGCCUUUGAGAGAUGGCAAGGUGAACUCACCAACUUGAGAAAGAGAGUGGAUUCUGAUGAAAGCACAUGCUCACAAGUAUGCUCCAACCUGCAGGAGGAAGUUGGGAAGCUGAAGGAGGAAGUAGAAAAGUGUCAGGGGCAGUGCCAGAUCAGCAUGGACGAACACCAGAAGUACUUAAAUGGACAACAUGUUAUAACUAGCAGUUUGGGCAAGGAGCUCACAUCCAUUCAAGGUGAGAUCUCAGGAGUCAAACUAAAAUUUGAUUCCAUUAAUGAUAACCUGAAAGGGCUAGGCUAUACUGUUCAAAGACAUGGCAACACUAUAGUUGACCUGGGCACCUCUAAGGAUAGCAUCUUCUCUGAGAUUGACAAAAUCCAGGAGGCUCUGAAUGAGCACAUAAAGGACAGUCGUGGCCGUUUCAGCAGUGUUGGCCGUGAGAUCCAGAACUUCAAUAGCAAUAUGCUGGUUGAGAUGGGUGAGUGCAGACGCACUGGUGAAGGGUUGGAAGCGAGACUCAGAAAGAUGGAAGACGUCUGUGGCAGGCUGGACUCGCUUUCAGAGAGCCUGCAGCACAUCAAGGAUGGACUGAGCAGACACGUCUCCGGGCUCUGGACCUGUGUCAAUGGACUCAACACUACUGUCAUUUCUCAGGGAGAGGCCAUAGACAAGAUUCAGAAUGUUCAUUUGGAGAUCGUCCAUGACAAGAUGGAUAACCUGAACUCCUCACUACUAAACAUCUUUCAAGAGUUCCAGAGCUUCUUUGAGCAGGAUUUUACUGGACCUCCUGGACCAAAAGGAGAGAGGGGCCAGACGGGCCAACCAGGUCCAAAAGGCCCCCCUGGCAUUGAAGGUCCACCUGGAAAAACAGGAAGACAGGGUCCAGUGGGGCCACCAGGUCUCAGAGGUGAAGUGGGUCCUCCAGGAGAUGACGCGAAGGUGCCGAGGCUGUCGUUUUCUGCAGCCUUAACACGAACACAGAUUGAUCCGGGCACCAUUAUCUUUGACAAGGUCUUUGUUAAUGAAGGGAACUCUUACAAUGCAGGCACAGGUAUGUUCACAGCACCGGUGAGCGGUCGCUAUUUCUUCAGCGCAGUGCUGACUGGCCACAAGAACGUGAAGAUCGAGGCAGUGCUUUCUAAGUCUAACUAUGGGAUCGCUCGUGGAGACUCUGCUGGUUACCAGCCGGAGGGCCUGGAGAAGCCUAUGGCUGAGGCAAGGCAAACCCCAGGCUCUCUGGUCAUCUUCAACAUCAUACUCCCACUACAGGAGGGAGACACUGUCUGUGUUGACCUGGUCACAGGAAGACUGGCCAACUCUGUUGAACCUCUUACCAUCUUCAGUGGGAUGCUACUGUAUGAGGAUGAUAAUUCUGUAUUAUAAAAGUUGGUUGAUACCUUAUGAUCCAAAGACUAUAUGCUGAAGGACUUUUACAUUUUUUGGGCACAGGAAGUUUAUGUUUGUCAAGUUUUGACUCUAAAGUUGUUGUUAAUAGUCAUUAACGUAGUAUUAACGUGUUUUACACUAAAGAAGAUUGUAUUGUCUCUAUUCAGAACUGUAUUGUCACUGUGUUGAGUUAAUGUUAUUAUAUUCACCACUGAAAAAAAUGUUUCUAUUUGGCUUGACAUUAAUCUAGCAAGCUUUUCCAAAUGGGAAUGUCAACUUCUAGUUAUGCCAAACUCCUCCAACCACUGUCCUAAAGUACAUUCCUGUUGUAGUGGGAGUCUGAAUUCAAAAUGAGCGUGAAACUAAGAAAGACAGAGAGGAAGACAGAAAGAGAGAGAGAGAGAGAGAGAGAGAGAGUGAGAAAGAAAACAUGUAUUGCAAGCAUACUCUUGAACUUUAAAGCAGAAGGUUUUUCUCAAAGGCCCCAUUAACAGCACUGCUUUAACUUGCCACAAUAAAUAUGUCUUUUUAUGUUAUUCCAUUUGCUGCUUUGUCCUUUCAUAUUUUAGAUUUUGCUCUUUCAUGUAAAAAACACCAUAUUUGGGAAUUCUGUAUGACUACAAUUCAAUGAGCAGAACCAAAACUUGGCAUGCUCAGAAGUGGACAGUUUCAGAGCACACACAAUGAGAAUGAAUGCCUUUCAAACCCACUGCUCCAACCACAAAACUGUGUUGUUACUGGUUGCAUAACUGUUUUUGCUGUUCCCACGACAAUUGAACUUUUACACUACAAAAAGUUAAAUAUAACAUUUCUGGCAGGAAUUGUAGCAUGUGACAUGAGGCUUGUUGGUGGUCUGGGAGUACAUAGAAUCUCUAAUGCGGAAGGAUUUUCUAAGGACUUUUCAUCAAGGAUGUUGUGAGAACAAACAGAGAGCUCGCAAGCUCCAUUAACACAAAAGGGAGAAGAACAAAAGGAAACGGGCUCAUGUAAAGCCCAUGCACUUGCGUUUCAUUAAGUGUUAAUUUAGCAGAGAUUUUGGUGGCUUCUUUAUUUAAGCAGAAGGAAAUACUACACAAGAUCUUUACCAGUUUAGAUAACUGGUGUAAAUAUCCUAUAUGUUGUUCUGCACUCCAGAUUCCCAUGGUUAGCAUACUGUAAUAAUUACGUAAUAAUGACUCUGUCAAUCAAACAGACUGAAGAUACAGUUUUAAACAUGGAGGUUUUUAUUGUUUUCCUGGGAAUAGUUCAUGUGAUUCCAACAUGUUCAGUUUUUAAGAGAAAUAUUUUAUAGCCUUUUUGUUAUGUGUGUUUUAAAUAAAGAUAUUUUUUUUCUUGA